Molecule: messenger RNA, 1579 nt
Organism: Leptopilina heterotoma
Lineage: Eukaryota; Metazoa; Arthropoda; Insecta; Hymenoptera; Figitidae
Product: coiled-coil domain-containing protein 1-like
Exons: 3
Coding region: 51-536 (161 amino acids)
Source: RefSeq, a predicted model, not a curated record
AAACAUUUAGAAAGGAAAAUUAGUAAAAUUAAUUUACUAAUGUAAUUAUUAUGUUUCAGGGUUUCAAUAAUCCACAUCGUCCGUCUCAUGGCAGAAAAUUCCGGUCUGUAGAUGAUCCAGGAGAUGAUCUGGUAGACGAUUCAGUAGAUGAUCCAGGAGAUGAUCUGGCAGCCGAUUCAGUAGAUGAUCCAGGAGAUGAUCUGGCAGGCGAUUUAAUAGAUGAUCCAGGAGAUGAUCUGGCAGGCGAUUCAAUAGAUGAUCCAGGAGAUGAUCUGGCAGCCGAUUCAGUAGAUGAUCCAGGAGACGAUCUAGCAGAUGAUCCAGGAGAUGAUCCAGCGGAUGAUGAUCUAGGAGAUGAACUGGCAGACGAUUCAGUAGAUGAUCCAGGAGAUAAUCCAGCGGAUGAUCCAGGAGAUGAUCUGGCAGAUAAUUCAGUAGAUGAUCAACUAAAUGAUUUUAAUGAACUGACGAGUGAUUUGGACAAGAAAUCAAGUGCCGCAUUAAGAAAAAAGCGAAACUUUUUUGGGGGUCACUGAGAGAGGAACCAUGAUUUCGCAAUUUCUGAAAGACAUUGGCCUUAACAUACGUGAAAUAUACUGAUAUUGAGAAGGACUUUAUUUCCUGCCAAAAAAUUGUAAAAACAGAACAAGAAUUGGUUCCCACGACUGUUAAUUGCAUGGGCAAUCCUAGGAAAGGCAAAUGAUAGCUGAACGAUUACAUGUGUAAUCCUUGGCAAUCUCAUCGGUCACCGAAUACGGUAGUAGGUGAAUAAGAUACACGGACACAUCCAUUCCAAGAGAGAGAGAGAGAGAGAGAGAGGAGAGAGACGAGGAUACAAACUUUUACCGGUGUGUAUUUAUGUAUAUACACGAAUGAAGCUAUAUAACUUGAAACUCGUUACACUAGUGUUCGUGUGUGUGUGUCUAUACACUCAUUUUGAGUAAAUUGCACACACGCAUAGCCAAAGAUAUUCAUCAUUGUGCUGCUGUGAUACACCUUAAGGCCCAGCCUUUCGUAUCCACCCAUUCAAACCCCCCACCGCCAAUGAAUCGUGUAUACAAGUCCAAAUAAGGGGAAAUCCAAAGAUGAAUUAAUGCCCCCACCACAUUGGAACGUGGCGCCACGAGCCUUUCCGAUCAGUUCUCGUGUCUACUCGUUUCGCCCGCAGAAUUCAACUCACGCCGAUUUCAGGCAUCAACGAUCGAAGAAAUCAGUGUGAAAAAAAAGGGAAAAAAAAAGGAAAAAAUUGUGUGAAAUCUCGCAAUCUUCCCAUUGACUUUAAUGGGAGGAGUCACGAUAGUGUUUUUAAUGGCGGAUUUUUGCGAUACGCCAAUCACAUUUGGCUUUUUAUUCACCUUACAAAGAGUGAGUGAGUGAGAGAGAAAGAGAAAAAGAGAGAGAGAGAGAGAGACUUGGUUUAUAAUAUGUUCGAGUGAGUGUGUUGUUGCUUGGCAUACGGGCGAGCACGCGAACGCGCGCGUGUCAACUAUGCGUGGGUGAACUGAUGAACAAAGAGGGGAAAAUAAAGAAAUACAUACUCUCUGGAUAGGAUACUUUCCCUGGAGUCUCUGCAUAUAUA